GAGGAGGAGAAAGAGAAAGAGAGAAAUGUCUUAUAGUACGCUGCGUGAUUCGCUGCCGCCCUCAUAUUGAGUAGUUUUAGUGAGAAGCCAGUAAUAAUAGUUGGAGAGAGAGAAACCCAAGUAAAAGUAGCUGUCGGUGGUGCUGCUAUUUGUAUGAAGUCUUUCUUGCCACCUUGACAAAAAAAAAGGGACUAUGGCGUCUCUAAAAAUGGCGUUAACCCUCUUAUUUUUACAUUCCAUCGUUGAACUUGUACAUUGUGCGUCCCUGAGGUGGAUAUCUUUACCAUACACGGCUCCUCUGGGCCACCCUGUUACCAAGUUUCCGUGUCACCGCCAUACCACAGUGGCAGGAAUAAAUCUUAAUAACUACAACACAGAAAACAAAAAAUAUGUAGAAACUAUACAAAAUUCAAAUGAACUUUCAACACAAGCACAAAAGUUUAAAUUAAUAGCAACACCGGCCGAUAAGAGUAUGACGGCGGCUUCACAAAAUUCUAACACUUCUAAACAACUCUCUGCUUUGUUUUUAUUUGACUACACGGACUGUGAAUUGCUUACGAAUGGCAAUUUAAGUUCUUGGCGAGGCUACAAUAUCUCGCUAAACCUUACUUUACAAACAACACACUAUCACUCUAUCGUUCAUAUUUCAGCUAAUCUCUCUAGUAUAAAGUUAAAGUUUCAUAAUGAUAAUUAUUUCGGUUCUAUAUUUGAAAACCAACCGUCUGGUACAUCUGUUCGGGGCUUACACAAUCUUACUGUUGUGGCCGACUUAAAAACUACCUCUUUAGAUAUUUUACCUGAACAUAUUCACUAUCGUAUUCUCAGACCGCAAAAUGCUAGAAAAACUUUUGACCUUAAGGUUUUGCCUGAUGAAACAGUAGGAGUAUUCUCUAAAAUGUCACUUGACCGCGAGAAACGAUCAUAUUACCAAUUCCUUAUAGAAGCUAUUGGACCCCAGGGAAGUUUUGCCACUACAAAUAUCCGCGUCGAUGUUUCAGACCGCAAUGAUUCACCUCCCGUCAUGAAGAAAAAAAAGUACAUAACUAUGAUCAACGAAAAUACCCCUGUCGGUACCCCAAUUGUUCAGGUUUCUGCCCAUGACCCUGACAAUUCUAAUAGUCGGAUUACAUAUAGUAUAGAGAAACACAAACACACAAAUCAUUUUGCAAUAAAUCCGUCCAGUGGAUUUAUUUAUGUCACCAAGUCGCUAUAUCAAAACAUGGAUCUUCCUUUACUCAAAGUUCAUGCUACAGACGAUACUGGACAUCGAAGUCGACCAUCUCUUGUUAAAAUUGGACUAUAUGGAAAACGUGUGAAUCCAAUCCGACACAUGUCUAAUCCCACCCAUUUAUGGGUACCUUUAGGGGAUGAUGCAGCUUCCUACUCUUCAAUAGUCCAGGUGAGGAGAAGGAGGGCCUCCGUACCACAAAAAAGCUUUGUCAUCUAUGAAACCGAUACGGGGAGUUUGUUUAAUGUAUCUGUUCAGGACCCUACAUAUGCAUAUUCUCUUUUAACCGACACUUCGGGUUGGUUCACGGUUGACUCUACUUCAGGAAUUGUUUCUGUUUUACCUGGGAAAAAUAUAGAUGCAGAUUUGUACCAGAAUGUUGUUUUAAGUUUCAAUAUUACCAACGGCGCUAAAAGCCUUAUACAUCAAGUGACAGUGAAUAUAAUGAAACACAAACCUUAUUUUCUCAAUCGUCCCAAACCUCUAAAAGCUGUGGUGACCACAACUAUGAAAGCAGGAGCUCUGGUCUACACCCUUCGAAGUCAAUCUGACAAUCCUGGAAAUAUAAUCAAAUACAGAAUGACUGAUCCAAACAAAUACUUUGAGUUGAAUAAAGAUACUGGUGAUAUAACGAUUCUUUGGAAAGACAAACUCGUUCUUAAUAGGUAUUAUCCAUUGGAGGUUUAUGCUGUUGAUGUUUCUGUUACACCAAAUUUGGUAACUGGUCCUGAAACAUUGGAAGUUUUUUAUGGUGCCCUUCCACCUCAGUUCUUUCAGUCAAGCUACAGUGGCUCUGUUUUUGAAAACAACCAAGCCAAUCAAGAAAUUGAGAAUUUGUCUAUUGCUGUGAAGUCUUUCUCUGGUAAGAAUAUAAAUUUUGCUCUGACAACAAUAGCAAAUAUUGCUACCACAGAUUUUGAAAUUCGGAAGAAACCUGGAAAAGAUGCUGAAGCUUCAGUGUUUGUGAUGAAAACUUUCUUCUUCAAAGUUUCCAAUGUCUUUAAUUUAAUAAUCCUUGCUUCGGAUUCAACUUUGACUAGUUCUGUACCAUUGACAGUACACAUAAUUGAUGUGAAUAGUGAACCAUCAUUUAAUAUCCAAGAGUACAGAUCCUUGCCUAUAAAUGAAGAUGUUGCAGUUGGUACAGAAAUUAAGAAAACAGAUCUUAAAAUCAUUGCAAUUGAUAGAGAUGCUGGAAAAAAUGCUGAAAUUGUAUUUAAUGUCACUGAUGACCACUUCGAAGUAAAAAGAAACAAGAUAGCUGAUGGCCAAUAUGAAGCAAUUCUUGUUGUUAGGAAACCAUUGGAUUAUGAAAAACAACCUAUACAUAAAUUUAUCAUCACAGCUUCUGAUCUUGGAGAUCCACCAAAAAGUGCAACAGCUAAUGUAGAAGUGCAUCUGAAAAAUGUAAAUAACAAAUCUCCAAAUAUACCUGAAAAUAGCACAUUUCAUGUAAAUGAAAGAGCCCCAGUAAAUACUUUUGUUGCAAAAUUGAAAGUCACAGAUCCUGAUAAAGAUAAUGUAUGCUUCUAUUUUGGAAACUUUAAAAAUACAUAUGAAAUGUUUGCUAUUGAUAAAAGGCUAGGAAUUAUCACUGUGAGAUCUGAUCUUUCCAAUGCUAAAGAAAUGUAUGUAAUAAAUAUAACAGCGACUGAUGAACAGUGCUGCUGUGAAAAGUCUCCUCCUCACACCUCUUAUGGCAGUAUAACCAUAUAUGUUGAAGAUGUUAAUAACAACAAGCCUAAGUUUUCUGAAUGCAGUUCUUAUAACACAAGUAUUAAAGAAGAUAUCAGUCUGAAUUCAUUUAUCAUUCAGGUUAAAGCUGAAGAUAAAGAUCGAGGCAAAAAUGGCGAAAUUACUUACACACUGAUUGAGAGUAGCACUGAAAAAUUACCAUUUCAGAUUGGUAGUGAGUCUGGUAACAUUACUGUGAAGAAGAGCUUAUUGGACCAACAUGGAAUUUAUAACAUAUUGGUAAAAGCUACUGACAAUGGAGCUUCAAAAUUAUAUGACCUAUGUCUGUUGACCAUAAAUGUGUUGGAUGUCAAUAACAAUGCCCCGAAAUUUGACCAGGCUGAAUAUUUACACAUAGAACAAAAAACCAUACCUGUUGGACAGCCUGUAUUUACUGUCCAAGCAACUGAUGCUGAUGAAGGCAAGAAUGCAGACAUUUAUUACAACAUUAGCAGUGAAUAUUUUUCUAUUGACCAAAAUGGUAUCAUCACUGUAUCUAAACCUUUAACCAAUUAUACUGGUGAUUCAAUAGAUUUGACUGUGAAUGCUUUUGAUAAAGGUGCAAAACCCCUCAGCAGUUCAGUGACUGUGAAGAUCCAAUUCCAGAGUAAUCUUACCAAUGUCCCUUCAUGGUUAAAUCAAACAGGUCUUGUUAUUAAAGUCCGUGAAGACCAGGAUCGGAAUGUACCGUUUGCCUACCUUCUUGCGGAAUCUAAUAUACCGGAUAAAACUCUUACAUUCUGUCUAACUGAUUGCCGUAAGACUUUUGAAAAUUUCAAGAUCCAUGGUGAGGAUAACAAGAUGUUAAUAGCUCUAAGGGAACAACUUGAUUAUGAAACAAAAACAAGUUACCAAAUAUGGGCAAAAGUGAUGAAUCAACAUGUACCAACUCCAUUACAAAAAGAAAUCCGUUUCACCAUAGAAGUGCUGGAUACCAAUGAUAAUACUCCAAUAUUUGACAAGUUCGAUACUACCCAGGGAGUUUAUAUUGGAUAUAUAUCUGAGAAUAUGAAUGUAUCGACAUCAGUUAUUCAAAUAUUUGUUAGUGAUAAGGAUCCUACACCAGAAUUUAGAAAUAUCAGUCUUUCUCUUAAAAAUGACACAUUUUUCUCAAUUGAUAAAAACGGAGUUAUAAGAACUCGGAAAGUUUUUGAUCGUGAAAAGCAAGAAUACUAUUUUAUUCAGGUCAUUGCUGUUGAUAGUGCUAAUAAAUCUAACCAAAAUAAAGAAACUCGUAAUGUGAAAAUUCAAAUCACAGAUGUUAAUGAUGUAAAACCACAUUUUGAAAAAGAUUUCUACACAUUCCGUGUACCAGAAAAUGUACAGAAUGGUAAUCCAGUGUUUACACUCACUGCUAAAGAUGAAGAUGAUCCCAGUUCUGGCAGACUGGAAUAUUCUCUUCGUGACAAUAUAUUCACUGCUGAUAACUACGAUGGAAUUAUCAGAGUCCUCAACAACAAAUUAUUAGAUUAUGAAACACAACCUCAUGUUUUAAAUUUGACAUAUUAUGUUUCUGAUGGCAUAUUUGAAGCCAACACUACCAUUCAAGUAAUUAUCGAAGAUGUUAAUGAUAACAACCCAGAGUUUACAGAAAAAGUAUAUGAAGUGAAAGGUAUAGUUGAAGAAAAUAAAACCACUACAUCAACAAACAAGAUGUAUUUAUUGACAUUAACAGCAACUGACCCUGACAAAGAUCGAAAUAACAGCAUUACUUAUCACCUUGCUGGUGGAGCCCGGGAAAAAAGUGCAUUUGAAAUUGAAAGUAAAACUGGUGAUCUUUAUCUGCUAAAAGCCUUAGACCGCGAUUUUGGUACUGGUGGAAGUGAUAUUUAUUCAUUAAGUGUUUUUGCUAUUGAUGAGCCUGGUACUAAAAAUGAACGGAAAGGUUUUGCUAUUGUUGAUGUUUAUUUAAAAGAUAUAAAUGAUAAUGCUCCGAUAUUUGCGACUGAUACAGUUGGGUAUGUCCCAGAAAACUCUCCUAAAGGUACAGAAAUAAUGAAGGCUGUGGUCAAAGAUUAUGAUUCUGGACUUAAUAGUAAAAUAGAGUAUUCUAUUGUACAACAGCCACUUUUAAAUGGAAUUCCAUAUUUUAGUAUCGACCAGAAAGGAACAAUAAGUGUGAAUAAUCCUGUACUGGAUCGUGAAACGCAAAACCAAUUUCAAAUUAGAGUUAAAGCUAAAGAUGGGGGCACACCAUCUCUCUCCAGUGAGCGAAAGUUUAUAAUACACAUUACAGAUAAGAAUGAUAAUCCUCCAAAGUUCAUUUGUAAUGGUCUAAAUACUAAAAUAAGUGAAAAUCAACCUGUAAAUGUUCGUCUUAUAACAAUUCAAGCUCUAGACAAAGAUGACGGUGUAAAUGCUGAUCUACAGUAUUAUAUAGAUUCUAAAGGAAAGGAGAAUCAUUUUAAAAUUGAAGCUGACAAUAGAAACCGUUUAGCUUAUAUAUCAUUGCAGAAGCCCUUGGAUUAUGAAGAUAGCAGCCUUCGAAACUUUGAUUUGACUGUUAGGGUACAAGAUCCGGAUCCCACCCAUGUUGAUACCUGCACUAUUAGUAUCACUGUAACAGAUUACAAUGACAACAGCCCAAUUUUUACACCUCAAAGGCAUGAACUAACUAUUCCAGAAAACGAAAAAAUGGUCCCAAUAUACACUUUUGCUGUUUCAGAUGCUGACUCUGGAAAUAAUCAAAUUGUAAAUUUCAUGAUUGAACGCAAGUCCAACCCCAAGAAGCAGUUUAGUGUGAAAAAGGUUAACACAAAUGCUGUUAUCAGUAUCAGGAAAACAUUGGACCGUGAAGAUAUUCCAUCAUAUACACUGAUCAUUUUGGGAGUUGAUGAAGGAAACCCUCCACAAACUGGUACUGCAACUCUGACAGUAAAUUUGAGUGAUGUCAACGACAACUACCCAAUCUUCAAAGAGAAUUAUCGUCCAAUAGUUUGGGAAAACUCACCUCCCAAAAAAGAUUUUCAGUUGAUCGAAGCCAAAGAUAGGGAUGAAGGAAAAAAUGGACCUCCAUUUACCUUUGUUUAUACAUGUCGCGGCUCUAACUAUGACCUUUGCAAGGAUUUUGCAAUGACCUUUGACAAGUCUGCCCAGGUCGGUAAAAUUAGCUCUUUAAGAAAAUUUGACAGAGAAGUUAAGAAAUAUUAUGACAUGCCAAUUGAGAUGGCUGACAGUGGCAUACCUCCGAUGAAAGGCAUAAAUUAUCUUCGCAUUGAAAUUGGUGAUGUCAAUGACAACAAACAUCGUCCUGGAGCAAAAGAAAUAUUAGUUUAUAACUACAAAGGUCUUUUUGGUAACUUCCCAAUUGGCAGAGUGUACUGUGAAGAUUUAGAUGAUUGGGAUAAUGAUGACAAGACAUACACUUUCUUGGGCAAUGUUACACUAGCUGGCUAUUUCAAGCUCCUUUCAAAUGGAACUAUUAUAAUGGCUAAAGGAGUUCCAGAAAAAGAAUAUUUCUUCCAAGCUAGUGUUUAUGACAAAUAUUUUAAAAACACAGAAGUUUGUAAUGUUACAGUAAAAAUCAUAAGUGUUUCUGAAGAAGCUGUAAGGCGUUCUGGUUCGACGAGAUUCAAAGAUGUCACACCCAGUGAAUUUAUUGAAGAACGUUCUAAUGGUAGUGCAUACAACAAAUUUAAAAGUCAACUUGCUACUAUUCUUGGAGUUCCAGUUGCUAAUGUUGAUAUCUUCAGUUUAAUGGAAAAUGAGAUAGGUCAUACAGAUGUACGGUACUCCGCACACAAUUCACCAUGGUACACCCCUGGAAUGACCGACGGUGCUGUAGCAGUUAACAGAGCAAAGAUUGCUACAGAAGUUGGUUACCAAAUUGAUAUGGUGGGUAUAAACAAAUGCAUUGAUGAAUACUGUGAUGCUGGUGGCUGUACAAACAAGCUUAUCAUCAAAGAUACUCCAGUUCUGAUAAAUUCCAGUUCAACCGGUAUGAUUGGUGUAAACACAAGAGUUGAAGCUGAUUGUAUCUGUGGAGCUCGUGAUUUCAGUCAGCCUGUACAGUGUACACCUGACUACUGUUACAAUGGGGGCGUCUGCGAAAAGGACUACUUCCAGGUUGUCAAAUGUGUUUGUCCACCUGGUUUCACUGGACCAAGGUGCCAAGUAACUGGAAUUAGUUUUGAAGCAAAGGGUUAUGCUUUGUUUUCUCCUCUAGAACAGUGUGAAAAUAGCCGCACAAGUCUAGAAUUUGUCACUUUACAGAAUGGUUUACUUUUUUAUAAUGGUCCUGUAACAAAUAAACCAGCUAAUUCAGAAAGAGACUUCAUACUUCUAGAAUUAAUUAAUGGUUACCCUCAACUCAAAAUUGACCAUGGAACUGGAGAAUUAAUCCUCUCUCUGAAUGGAAAGGAUAAAGCUAAUAAAUUGAUUAUUCAAAAAGUCAAUGAUGGUAAAUGGCACCGUGUUGACAUCAUAAGAAAUAAGCGAGAGGUUCGUUUGAUCCUUGACCACUGUUUUGAGGCAGAAGCUGGUGAUCGCAGUCCUUGUGAAGUGAAAGGCACUACUCCUGAUGAAAAUAUAUAUUUAAAUACUGUUGACCCUCUUCAAAUUGGUGGCAUUUACAUGGAAACUUCAAGUAUUAAUUACCCCAAAUUUACUUUUGAUAGUUUUAAAGGAUGUAUCAAAAACUUUAUACACAACAGCCAGAUUUAUGAUUUACAAGUCUCUCGUCGGGAAUCUUUCUCCAAGAAUGCUCAAGUAGGAUGUUCUCGUACUGAAGAACAUUGUUUAGACAAAUGCAGUGGAAACUCAAUAUGUAUUUCAGAUUUUAACGGAAACUACCAAUGUGUUUGCAAUGCAGGUUAUCAAGGAAAAAUCUGUGACAAAAAAACCACUGUAAAGGAUUUUAAAAGUGACAGCUUCAUAACAUGGGAAUUCAAAAAUAGCUUUUAUAAUAAUAAGAUAAAUAACUUUAAGAAUGAAAUGCAAGUCAGCUUUAGAACACGAGAAACUAAUGGACUCCUUUUCAAAGUCCCUAGUUCUAAUCCAAACAAUUUUAUGCAACUCGAGAUUUUAAAUAAGAAAGCUUGUCUUGGUUAUAACUUUGGACAAACCUCAUCUCUGCAUUAUUUAUGUCUGGAUUAUGUUGAUGUAAAUGAUGGCCAGUGGCAUACUCUGAAAAUGAAACGUGUCAAGGAAGAAAUACAACUCAUGAUGGAUGGUGGCGAAGGACGCUUCUAUAAUGACAUUUUUGUUAAAACCUUCAAAACUCUUACAUUCACACCUAACAAGGUUGACUUCGCUGCAGGUGCCGAAAUUGUAAUUCAGAAUGCUAUUACAAAGAUCAAAAGCAAAGACUUCAAAAAUUCUUGCAUGAAUGACAUUCGCUAUGACGAUGCUUGGCUACCAAUGCAGCAGAGUGAGACAAACAGUGAAGCUGCUACGGUCAAACAGAUAAGAAAUGUUGCUGAUGACUGCAUACGAGAUGAUUGUAAAGGUGUCACUUGUGGCGUCCUUCAAACUUGUAUUCCAUUAUUUGGGAAAUAUAGUUGCAUAUGCAAUAAAGGCUACAAGAAAUCUUUGUCAAAAUGUGUUGACAUUGAUGAGUGCCAAGAUCCCAAAUGUUUUGGUAAUGCCACUUGCUUAAACACAAAUGGUACUUUUAAAUGUUUGUGUCCAAAAUACUGGACGGGUGAACUCUGUAACUUGGCCGAUCCUUCCCCUGUUAUUGGAAAUAAUACUCUUGCAACUGGCGCACUUGUUACAAUUUUGGUCUGUAUUUUCAUCAUAUUGAUCAUUGUGUUGCUGGUUCUCUUAUUUAAGCGGAACAAGAAAGCUGGAGACAAAUUUGUGUUAGAGGUUGAUUCUGAUGAUGACAUCAGGGAAAAUGUGAUCAGUUAUGAUGAAGAAGGAGCGGGUGAAGAGGACCAGUUAGCUUAUGAUAUUUCCCGAUUACGCAAAGCGGAACCGACAUUGAAACCUGUCAUUGAUAAGCCUGUGCGCAGUUAUAAUCCAGACGGGGAUCGACCUGAAGUCGGCAGUUACAUUGAUAAUCUUAUUAAGGAAGCAGACAAUGAUGAUGUUGCACCGCCAUACGACAGUGUCCGUGAGUUUGUGUACGAAGGGGCAGACAGUGAUGUAGGCUCUCUCAGUUCACUAAAUACAAGCUCUGGCAGUGAAGGAGAUAAUGAUUACGAUGCCUUGAAUGAGUGGGGACCAAAGUUUGCUAAGCUGGCUGAUAUGUACGGUGGUGGAGGAGAAUAACUAACUUAGACUUAAAAGAUGAAGUAGAAGUAAAAUAGCUGCAUUUUUUUUUAAGUAAGGAGGGGCAAAAAUACUAAAAUUUUCUAAUAAACUCAGGUUUGUUUGCUUCACCAAUUGCAUUUCAUAUCUUACAGAAAAAAAUGUACCCAAGAAAUAAGAAAAGCACAUAUAUAUAUAUAUAAACAAAAUUUCCAUCUUAAAGAAGAAAAAAAUUGUCAUUUAGUUAAGAGAUCAAUAGUGAGAAGCAAAAAGGUAGUUUUGAACCAGCUUCUUGAUGUCCAGAUUAUUUUCUAUGAUUGACAAUUGCUAUAUCUACUUUACAACUUGUAGCCACUGCCAAUGUCAAAUCCUCCUUUUAGUCUUUUAUUUAUUUAUUUUUAUUUAAAACAAAUUUUUUAACAAGAAAAGAAAUGGUUGAUUUCAAUAUUAUAAAUGUUAAUUUUAUUAUUAUAAGUUCAAUUUUUAGCCAUAUAUGUACAUAUAGCAACCUUGAAAAUUAAAAGUGUAUAUAUAAACUUUAGGAAUAUAACUAACCAUUUAAAAUGUAUCUUAGGUUGUAAAUGUAAAGUAAAAAAGAAAAAUUACCAGUAUUAGCCAAUAUAUCUAGUAUUAUCAACAAAGGUUGAUAGUUCAUAUUUUUGCUAAAUAUUUCAAAGCUUCUUAACACUCUAAUUUUCAUGUUUAACAAAAACAACUUUGGAUUAGUUUUGUCUUAAUUUUAAAUUUUAGAACUUCAAUUUUGUCCAGUUUGUGAUUAUAUUAGACAAACUAACAGUUUUCAAAUGUAGAUUUAACUUGUUUUAGUAAUAUCUAGAAUAUUUUUCCAAUACUAUACAUUGUUAUAGAUCAGUUCUGUCAGAACUUUGCCAUAGAUCUGCUCAGAACUGUAUCAUAGGUCUUCCCGGUUGGGAUGGUGUCAGAGGCCUGCCCUGUCUGGUUGUGGCAGUGUCAGAGGCCUGCCCAGUUGGGGCAGUGUCAGGUGCCUGCCAGUAGGGGUGAUAUCAGGUGCCUGCCUGGUCAGGGCAGUGUCGGGUGCUUGCCCAGUUGGAACUGUGCCAUACAUCAGCUCAGUCAAUUGGAACAUGUGAUUUUUAUAUAUCUGAGUCUUCUAUAGUUUUGCCACUCAAUCACUAAGUGCCAUACACUCACAUUGCACUGUGAUGAAGCAGCAGAAAUAAAAUGAAAUAAUAGUUUUAAAAGAUGGUUACAAAGUUUGGGAUAUAUAAUUGUAAUUAAUUCUCUGAAGUUCCAUGAGCAAAUUAAAAAAAAAAAACAUUCUAUCUACUGUCUUUAUUAUGGCCAAUAUUUUGAUAUAUAAUUAUUUCUAAUUCAUUUGCUAUAAUAAUAAUAGAUUUAUCCCACCGCCAAAUAGCAAAUGAGUUUUCAGUUA
Messenger RNA from Octopus sinensis (East Asian common octopus), 10565 nucleotides. RefSeq names its product putative neural-cadherin 2. The transcript is spliced from 35 exons. The record is from RefSeq and is a predicted model, not a curated record. Lineage: Eukaryota; Metazoa; Mollusca; Cephalopoda; Octopoda; Octopodidae. Gene Ontology annotation, biological process: homophilic cell-cell adhesion. Gene Ontology annotation, cellular component: plasma membrane; catenin complex. Gene Ontology annotation, molecular function: cadherin binding; calcium ion binding. The coding region runs from base 194 to 9175 and encodes 2993 amino acids.